UCUCUCUUUCUCUCUGUGUGUUCAUUCAGAACUCAGUUGAUGAGGACAUCACAUGUCUGUCUCUGUCUCUGUCUCUCACUCAUUAACUCUCUCUACAUUGAGUCAUGUCCAGUCUCAGUUUUCUUUCUGUGUAUUUGAGCGGAGCCUCAAUGAUCCUGCUGCUGACGGCUGUGUCUCAGGCUCAGGACUACGACUUCACUCCUGCUCCGGACUACGACUCGGACUACAACGCCACCUUCGAGUACAGCUUCUACAGCAACAGCAGCAGUGAGGACCUGGAGAAGUUCAGUGAACCGUUCAUCGAGAGCGACGACGUCCCGAACAGCUCAUCACUUCCUGUUCCUCCAGCCAUCAGGACACUCUUCUGGACCCUGAUGAUCAUGAUCAGUGUGAAUCUGCAGCAGCUACAACACACACUAUGAGAGACACACUCAGCAGUCCAAUCAGACCGGAGGUGGGAGGAUCCUGGUGGAGCUCAGCCAAUCACAGACCUUUAUCAGAAUGUUUCUGAUAAAUAUGAAAACUUAAUCACAUGUUUUCACAGCUUAUCACUUUUUUAUUUGAGGCAGUACUGAUUUAAGUAUUAAUAUUCAUACAUAAUAGGAAUGAGCUUCCAUGUUUAUAUUUUCUGAGGAUAAAUAUCUAAUAAACCUGACGGGGAAACGAACCAUCGAAUCUAAAUGUGUUGAAACCAGCAGCACUCUGGAAACCAGCAGCACUGUGGAAACCAGCAGCACUGUGGAAACCAGCAGCACUGUGGAAACCAGCAGCACUCUGGAAACCAGCAGCACUGUGGAAACCAGCAGCACUGUGGAAACCAGCAGCACUCUGGAAACCAGCAGCACUGUGGAAACCAGCAGCACUGUGGAAACCAGCAGAACUCUGGAAACCAGCAGCACUGUGGAAACCAGCAGCACUGUGGAAACCAGCAGAACUCUGGAAACCAGCAGAACUCUGGAAACCAGCAGCACUCUGGAAACCAGCCUCUCUUCCCAGUUUAUCUGAGUCUGGUUGUUCUUGGGAUCUUUUAAUCUGAAGUUCAGAGGUUCAUCACUUCCUGUUGAUAAAUCCCAGACAAAGAAAAUAUGUUUUGGGGAAAAGUUCACAAAUUUGACAGUAAAUUAGAGAAUUGUUACUGAAAGAUAGAAAUAAAAAAAAGAUUGAGCGAUUUUCUAUCCACAACUGUUGUAUUGUUUAUUCAUUGUUUUGUUUUUUCAUUAAAAUAUGUGAACCUUGA
This is a messenger RNA of Pleuronectes platessa (European plaice), 1237 nucleotides long. RefSeq lists its product as uncharacterized. The transcript is spliced from 5 exons. NCBI's taxonomy places the organism in Eukaryota, Metazoa, Chordata, Actinopteri, Pleuronectiformes, Pleuronectidae. The coding region runs from base 105 to 422 and encodes 105 amino acids. The record is from RefSeq and is a predicted model, not a curated record.